Messenger RNA from Aspergillus bombycis, 1896 nucleotides. RefSeq lists its product as uncharacterized. Gene Ontology annotation, biological process: potassium ion transmembrane transport. The transcript is spliced from 3 exons. Bases 1 to 1896 code for a protein of 631 amino acids. Gene Ontology annotation, molecular function: potassium ion transmembrane transporter activity. Gene Ontology annotation, cellular component: plasma membrane. Lineage: Eukaryota; Fungi; Ascomycota; Eurotiomycetes; Eurotiales; Aspergillaceae. The record is from RefSeq and is a predicted model, not a curated record.
AUGCCUUGUUGCGGCGAUCGUGAAAAAGGCCCGGUAGCCCUGGAGGAACAAUGGGACUACAUCAAUCUGAAUGACUUCACAUCAGAGUCCUGUCUAUCGCCAUUCUCUUACUUCUUUCUUUGGGUCUUCCUCGUGAUUUCAAUAGCGGUGUAUGCGGUCGACACCUUCACUGCCGUUAAUCUACUGGCAUUCUCGAAAUGGGCCGGACAAAUCGAGCCUGCCAUUCCCUUUACCGUCUCUCGAUGGAUUUUUGCCGUCUGUAUUAUCAUCUCGUUCGUUCUCUUGGUUCUGCGAUGGAUCCGUGCUAUCCGCGCCAUUCGGUCCGGGAGUAUCUCGCAGAGUUACUUGGACUCCCUCGCGGUGCGCAUUCAAAGUAUUCGCCUAUGGGCCAGUGGUCAUGGAUGGAAACGGUUCCUCGUCUUUGCCGAGCUCACCAAAAGCAAAAAAGGGGCCGAGUACGUUGCUCUGUUUGCAUAUUUCUCCUUUGAGACUUGGAUGAAUGUCCUUAUCGCCGAUGGGCCGCGUCAAGUCGUCAAUGCGAUCACGUUGUAUUCGGUUAUGCGCAUGGACCUGCUUCCCGGUGGGGAGAAUGCACCCGACUCAGAUGAUUCAUCUCCGGUCAUACAAUUCUUUGACAAUGUGAAGAUCUUGGCUGAAAAUAACAACCUACGCGCCCUGGUCCUCUUUGGCAUGCUUUUCACCUUGGUCAUUUGGGUUUUAUCCAUCCUGAAGCUGGCGCUCGCCAUUAUCUUGUACCUCAUUUUUUUGUUCCAUCAUAUCCCUUCCCAAGAUGGCUCCCUGAAAGCCUACUGUCGACGAAAGAUCAAAACCCGACUCACUCGCAUUGUGCGCCGGAAGGUGAACAAAGCUUUGGCUAAGGGUAUGGUGUUACAGGAGCGAAAACCAACCCAACCCAACAUGGGUCUGGAUACGAAUCCCACUUUGCCCACCGUCGGUGGUCAUGACAAGGCGCCGACUGUCACAACUCUCUCGCGCAGCACAACGCAAACCACAUUGCCGUCGCACUUAUCACGCUCAGGCAAAGCUGCACCGGACCGGGCUCCGACCCUUCCGAACGUGGCAGCGUUCGAAGACAAACCCCCGCUCAGCCGAACAAUGACUCAAUCAUCGGCCUACUCCGCGUCCACUUCACUCUCGGGAAGUACGGCAGUCUCGGGAUAUAGUCCUCUUGAUCGCCAAAGCUCUCCAGCGCCACCUGUACCUCCUCUCCCAACUCAGAUGCCUACACCUGCUUCUCGGAUUCAAACGCCGAUGUCAAGGCUCAAUAACAUGCCAGGACCCGCACCUGCGGCCUCAGUUGGUGGAGUGAGUAGUAUGGCUUCAGCGCAUGCUUUUGGAGACAUCGGCGACACUCGCAGUCCCUAUGAGACAUAUCCGUCUCACGAUCUCGCAUCAAAUGCGCCAUACCACUCAUAUAGCCCAACAGAGAGUGCGGCACGAACUCUGACACCAGGAAGGAGUAUGUCACCAGAGGAAAACGGGCCCCUUCGAACUUUUUCACCUCCUGGUCCUAGCGGCACUCCUACCCUGCCUUCGCUGGCUGGCUUUCCUGUGCGGUCCUUUGGUGAGGCAGGUCAACCGCCGGCCAGACCCCAGCCCAGUUUUAGCCCCGUUUAUGAAGAAACGACGAGAAACUUUUCGCAUGUCGCACCUCGCGGAGCACCGCGGCCCUCAGGACCAGAUGGUUAUGCACCAUUCGAUCAGCCUUCCAGAAAUUCCCCAGCACCUUUUGCGAGAGAAUUCGCCUCAAAUUCUCCCGUGUAUCAACAGACAGGACCAAGUGCAUUCGCGCCGUCGGCUGAAUACGAUAACAGGUCUGCACCUCCACGAGCGUAUCCGCCUCAGCCACAGAAUUAUGGACAGGGUUAUAUUUAG